Mytilus californianus (California mussel) is the source of this 1875-nucleotide messenger RNA. RefSeq lists its product as uncharacterized. The record is from RefSeq and is a predicted model, not a curated record. Bases 409 to 1539 code for a protein of 376 amino acids. The transcript has 3 exons. Lineage: Eukaryota; Metazoa; Mollusca; Bivalvia; Mytilida; Mytilidae.
GAACAUGGUGAUGCUGAAAGACUACAAUCGUGCAAUAAUAUUUUCAAACGUAAUGUACAGCUGAAUAGUCAAAAGUAUUUUUAUAAUCGUUCAAUAAUAUUUUCAAACGUAACGUACAUAUAAAUCUGAUAAAAAUAUUUCCUGUUUGUAUCAUACACUGGAUUAUAACAAAUAAUUAAGAUUAAGAUUACAUGUAGUUGUCUGCAUCCUGUUCGGGACCCCUUUACCUUCAUUGACUGUUUAUUUAAUAACGAUUUAACAAGACACAUCCUUCUAUAAUCGUCAUUACGCGUAUGCAAAGGUCCUGUUUGUGACUUUCUGGUCUCAUUGAUAGGAGAUCACUUUCAUAAUUUUUUCAUAAGAAUAAAGAAAGGUCUGGUAAUAGCCUGUCAAAAGAAAAUUACAGAAAUGGGCAGGAUGAAAGCAAACGAAAAUGGAGUAAAAAUCAUUCUUUGGGUAGUGGCGAUGUUUAUGCUGCUACAGUUUCUAGAUUAUGACUGGAAUAUACUUAAUUUUCACUUGUUUGGUGGAUCACGACCGAGCAACGACAUACAUAAAAAUAUUCCAUAUGACUCGAAAGAAUUCAGGGCACGAAAAACUGAGGCACCCCUGAACUACGAACCGAAUGCACAUAUAGCAAUAAUCCCAUUCGGAACUCCUCCUCCUGUACAUAUCCCAGAUGUGGACGCUCGGAUAAUUGUUAUUACAUUCAACAGAUCACACUCUUUACGCAGACUAUUAGAAUCUCUAAACAAAGUGGAUUAUUUAGACGACAAAGUAGUGAUAGAAAUAUGGAUUGAUAGGAAUAAAGAUAAUGAAUUUGAUGAACAGUCUUAUGUCACGGCUAAAAACUUUAAUUUUGAUAAAGGACUAAAAACCAUAAAUAUUCAGAAAAAGCAUGCCGGGAUAUAUGGUCAGUGGAUAUGGACAUGGCGACCAACAUCAGACACUAAAGAAAUCUGUGUUAUCUUAGAGGACGAUUUGUCUGUUUCAACAUUUUUCUAUCGGUAUUUGAAAAAGGUGCAUGCGCAAUAUGAUCAUAGACCGGAAGUCAAUGGCUAUGCUUUACAAGCAGCAAGUCUAAAACACGGAGGUGGAAAAGGGCCUCUUCAGGCACCAGACGAAAAUAUUGUCUUUCUUUAUCCUGUUUUAGGUUCAUGGGGGUUUUCACCAAGUAGGGAUAACUGGAUAGGAUUUCAAAAUUGGUUCAGGGAAGCUCAUAAAAAUAAAACAUUUCUGCCGCUAGUUCCCGGCAUUUUACCAACUCUGUGGUAUAAAAAAGAGUUCAAGGCAGGAACGCAUGAAAAUAUUUGGACUAUGUGGCAAAUUUAUUACGCAUACAGUAAAAACGAGAGAACUCUUUAUCCAAAUUUUCCUAAUAAAACGGGAAUGACUAUCAACUGGAGAGAAAAUGGACUACAUUUUAGCAAGGCAGUGGAAGUCGCAGGUCCUUUGGUAGAGAACUGGGAUGAAAGGAUAGAAAACUUACCAGACGAACCAGUUCAUCUAGAUGUGAAUGGAACUGUUGUUAAAUAUUAAAAUAAAUUAAGUCUAAGUUCAAAUAUUAUUAUGCAAUAGGUUGAACAUUUUGUAUGUCAGACCAUUGUGAAGUCAUGAUUAAGUAUAGGCUUUUCAAAAAGCUGGCAUGACCUUAAAGUUUGCUCUCCGAGAACUUGAUAAUGUGAAAACAAAUACUUUGUUGUCACGUGACUGUUUUCAGUCAUACAAUAUAGAAUGUCAUAAUUUGAUAGAUUAUUAUAAAAGUCAACAAAAGUACUGUGUGAAUUUAUUUCAGACUUACAUAGAUUGUUGGGUGAAAUAAUUUAAAAGAAACACAAUUAGAAUACUGAUAUUUAAUAAACAAGUAUGUAAUUA